This is a messenger RNA of Staurois parvus, 664 nucleotides long. Lineage: Eukaryota; Metazoa; Chordata; Amphibia; Anura; Ranidae. The record is from the annotation of a GenBank genome assembly.
GGGAAACACGGAACCUCUAAAAUAUAUAAGAUUCUCACUGAAAUAAACGCAGAUAUAAGUCCUCCAUAUAUAGAACAAUGGGAAAGAGAAAUAGGAGCUACAAUAGAUGCGGAAAAACAGAGGAAAAUGUUUAGAAUAAUCCACGGAAAUAUAAAUAUGCAGGAGGUAGAAAUGAAUUAUAAGUGUUUGGCAAGAUGGUAUAUCACACCGAGUGUGGCACAUAGAUUGAGUGGAGAUAAUUCACCUUUAUGUUGGCGUGGAUGUGGAGGUAGAGGCACAAUGUUUCACAUAUGGUGGGAGUGUUCUAAAAUACAAGAGUAUUGGGGGGAAAAUAGUAAGCUUGAUUCAGAACAUUACAGAGGUUGAUAUUCUAGUAGACCCAGAGAUUUGCCUUUUUCAUAGUACUAAGCUUUCAGUUAAAAAAUACAAAGAAUCUGGUUUAUUGUACUAUUUGAAUACAGCAAGGUGACUGAUACCCAAGUAUUGGAGGAGACAGGAGGUGCCGAAAAUAAUAGACUGGGUGGAUAGGGUGGAUCAAAUAUGUAAAUUGGAGGAACUUUAUCAUUUGAAUGAAAAUAAGAUGGAGUUACUAUAUACGAUGGAACAAAUGGGAGGAAUUCAAAAAGUCAAGGCUAGCCUUAGAGGUUAUGGGGGAUUAACAUAG